This is a messenger RNA of Penicillium lagena, 1167 nucleotides long. RefSeq lists its product as uncharacterized. Bases 1 to 1167 code for a protein of 388 amino acids. The record is from RefSeq and is a predicted model, not a curated record. The transcript has a single exon. NCBI's taxonomy places the organism in Eukaryota, Fungi, Ascomycota, Eurotiomycetes, Eurotiales, Aspergillaceae.
AUGAAUGAAAUCUUCGCCCCUGCCCCCGAGCCAGCCACGCCGCUGGGCCGGUAUCGCAUCCUGUCCCCCACUGCCGGCAUCCGUGUGUCCCCCCUGCAGCUAGGCGCGAUGUCCAUCGGCGAUGCUUGGAGCGGAUUCAUGGGCAGCAUGAGCAAGGAACAGUCCUUCAAACUACUAGACGCUUUCGUCGCCGCGGGUGGCAACUUCAUCGACACAGCGAACAACUACCAAUCCGAGCAGAGCGAGACCUGGCUGGGAGAGUGGAUGGUCUCGCGCAAGAACCGCGACGACAUGGUCAUCGCGACCAAAUUCACGACAGACUACCGCACCCACGCGCUGGGCAAGGGCAAGGCCGUCAACUUCUGCGGCAACCACAAGCGCAGCUUGAUGGUCAGCGUGCGGGACUCGCUCCGCAAACUCCAGACAGAUUUCAUUGAUGUCCUCUACCUGCACUGGUGGGACCACACGACCUCCAUCGAAGAAGUCAUGGACGCGCUGCACAUCCUCGUCGAGCAGGGCAAGGUGCUCUACCUCGGUAUCUCGGAUUCGCCAGCGUGGAUCGUGUCUGCAGCGAACACGUACGCGCGCGCCCAUGGCAAAACACCAUUCAGCGUCUACCAGGGACGCUGGAAUGUGAUGCGCCGGGACUUCGAGCGGGACAUCCUGCCUAUGGCGCGGCAUUUCGGAAUGGCGCUUGCGCCGUGGGACGUGUUGGGGAGUGGGAAGUUCCAGACCGCGAAGGCGCUAGCGGCGCGUAAGAAGGAAGGCGAGGGAUUGCGGAGCAUGCUCGGGAAUGGUGAGCAGACGGAAGAGGAGCAGCGAAUGUCGGAGGCGUUGGCGCAGGUUGCAGCGGAGCAUGGCAUUGAGUCCGUGACUGCGAUUGCACUGGCUUAUGUGCUUUGCAAGGCGCCGAAUGUGUUUCCCAUUGUGGGCGGGCGCAAGGUCGAGCAUCUGCAUGAUAAUAUCCAGGCGUUAUCGAUCCGCUUGACGGAGAAGCAGAUUCAGCAUCUGGAGUCGGUGGUUCCCUUCGAUGAAGGGUUUCCGAAUAACUUUAUCGGACCCGAUCCCAAGGCCACGGGGGGUCCGGCCGGAUUCCUUGUUUCCACGGCAGGGAAAAUUGAUUUCGUGACGUCGUCGCAGGCGAUCGGGUAUGAGCCGGGGAAAUAG